UCGUAUUGGAUCAUAUUGAAUCAAUUAAAAUGAAACUAAUUGUAAUUUUUCAGUUGCUUUUAAUAGAAUUCAAUUUUUAGUCAAUUGCACUCAAUUUUUAAAUGAAAUAUAUAUAAAGUUCUAAAAACCAAAUGAAAAUCAUCCAGGGUGUACCUCAACCUUGUGCCCUGUGCUGCCUGGUAUAGACCCCAGGUUCCCUGUGACCUGGUCCUGGAUACGUAGUUGGAAGAUGGAUGGAUGAAUCCCUUAAGCUGAAUAAUAUAGUCACUGUUGAGCCAUUUUACACGGUUCUCUUGUGAAACCAGGUUUGGAUGGUUCAUACCCAAUACUCCCUCACCAGAGGGAUGGUCUGCUUCAGUUGCUUAACUGUAAAUUCUUACAGCAGCAGUCCAGGAAACUCCUUGCAAAAAAAGUGCAGGCAACCACCAGCCUGAAGCGGAAUGAGAACAAGAGUACAAAAGUGGUAUGUAGUAUUUUAUGGACGGUCCAUCGCUUUUGAAGAGCAGCCAGUGGAAAAUAUGAGUGGUUUGGGAGCAUAAGCAGUUCAGCUAUCUGUAUUGUUCGGCUUAAAGUUACGGUUGGUCAGUCAGCGAACUUCAUGGCUGUUCUUGAAGGGAAAUAUUUUUGGAUUGACCUAGGGCAACUUUUUUGAACAUUUAUGCUACUAUAGGGCAUUGGACUGGAACAUUAUUCCCAUGCUCGGAGAUCACAAUAAGCAAUAGAUAAUGGUUAAAUGAAUAAAAGUUUGAAGACUAUAAACAAAAGUCAAGAACUUGCAGCAGCUGUAACAGACUUGCAGUGAGGAGCUAUCAGUUGGUUUUAAUUGCAAGGUCAGCAUUUCAAUUUCAAUACAUUUGCAGGUUAACGCAGGGGCUGUACAUGCGUGGGUUUAGUACAUGCCCCUGAUAUGGACGAUGAUCCCGUCAUUCCCAGAAAUACAUUGGUUAAGGCCAAAUCAUGUGACCAAGUGGUCAUGAGGGACAUCCUGGCUACCAGAGACAUAACUUAGGAAUGAUGGGUAAAACAUCUAUGACCCUUUAAAAACACAUAGUUUAAUGAUAGCUAUUUUUAAAAGAAUAAAAAGUGUUAGUCUUGCUUUCUGAAUACCUCUUUGAGUGCCACAAUUAAAUAUAUAUAUUUUUUGCAGAUUGGCCUAAAAAAACCCAUAUUUUAAAUUUAUGCACUAAUUAUCAGUGCAUGAGUAUACUUUACCACCCCUGAAAAUAAAGGGGAGUUGUCCUUUAAUGUCACCUGUACCCCAGCUGCGGCAGGCAAAGUACGAACUGCAGUUUGCCAAAUCGCACUAGAAGAAAAAGCAAGACUACCCGCUGAGCUGCUUGCUAAAUCGGGUUACCGACCAGCGACACCCGCAACCCUGGCGAACACCUGUUCAGCUAAAUCAUUGUGCACCAGGGAAAAGAAAAGGGAGCCAGAUUGGAACUGCGGCCGGCAGGAGUGCCUUAGUGUGAUCCAAAUUCGGAAAUAAAAUGAAAAGCUCUCAAGGAAAAGGACACGGAUACCUCUCUGUUGCCGAUCUGGAAAAUGUUUUGAAUACUUGCAAACUACAACUGACCCAAAUAGAUGAAGUCUGGCCACAUCUUUAUAUUGGAAAUGUGACAAUAGCACAGAACAGAACUGCCCUGCAGAAAUUAGGCAUCACUCACAUUUUAAAUGCUGCCCAUUCAAAAAAGGGAAGCAUAGGUGACCAGAAAUAUUAUGGCGGCAACUUUGUGUACUGUGGCAUCCCGGCGGAUGACUCCUCUUACUUCGACCUGAACAUUUACUUCAGACCAGCAGCUGACUUCAUUCACAAGGCGUUAAAGGAAAAGGACGGGAAAGUGCUGGUGCACUGCAUCAUGGGAAUGAGUCGAUCUUCCACCUUGGUGCUAGCAUACCUAAUGCUAUAUCAUCACCUCAGUCUCCAUAGCGCGAUUCGGAAAGUCAUCAAGAAAAGGGCCAUCUAUCCCAACAGGAAUUUCCUAGCGCUGCUUUUAGAUCUUGAUCUUCAGCUGAAAAGAAAAAAGAGAAUAUGUGUCAUUUUAUAAUGAGGAGCACGGCAGUCUGCUCCCAUUAAGACGCUGCAGAACAUUCUGGAGACAUAAACUCAUCUAUGCCGACUACAGGAUAUAAUACAGGUGAAUAUAAUAGUCCGUGAAAUGCACUUAAAAUAAUGACUUUAAACGAAAUAGGUGUGAAAUUUCACCUUGCAUUUAUGUUAUAAAAAUGAAUAGUUCUUUGUGUGGUUAGGGCACUGUUUCCUGCUACAAAAUAUCUGUUCUUUUUCAGUCUUUGAAACAAUUUGUGCAAAUGUAAAUAACGCACAUGGUGUACUCAGUAUCGCACAAAUCCUGUAGAUUCUUAGAUUAUCACAGAUGUUGUUUAAUUAAGGUAGAUAUCCCUUUCCAAUUUAAGGUGGUUUGAUCCACCUAGUUCUUUCAGGAAGCUUUUAAUAGAAGCCCUAUCAUAACACACCUAGAGAAGGGUUUCCCAACCCAGUCCUGGAAGACCCCCAGACAGUCCACAUUUUUGCUUCCCCUGAGCUGCCACCAAUCAAAAACUCAAAAUACCUGGCAUGACUGUGCAGGGAGUUUGGAAAGAACAAAAAUAUGGAUUAUCUGGAGGUCCCCGGGGACUGGUUUUGGAAACACUGCUCUAUAUGAUGAUCUCAAAAACUGCUGUGAAUAUUAUAAAAAUGAUGGUUGUUACCUCAAACUAGUGAAAAAGAGAAUGGCAUCAAUAGACCACGUGGUUAGAGUCUCUCUAACUCCUGUAAGACUUGUGUAUUAGAGUUUACAUCAGUGGUGCCCAACCCUGCUCCUGGAGAGCUACAGUACCACCCUGCAUAGCUUAGUUACAGCCCUAAUCUAACACGCCUGAUACAGAUAAUCAGGCCCUUCACUUAUAUCUCAGUAUGAGAACCAGCUUAACUUAACUUCAACAUAGCUGACUCUAAUACUGAGGUGAUACUGAAGGGCCUGAUUAUGAGUAUCAGGUGCGUUAAAUGAGGGCUGUACCUAAGCUCUGCAUAAUGGUAGCUCUCCCGGAGCAGGAUUGGGCAGCCCUGGUUUACAUCAUUUGCGAUUGCUCCAUUUCAGAUGUGAAUCUUGAACCUUCGUGCAGAUCUAAAUCUACCUCUGUAACAAUUUAUGAAUACCUCAGUUUGCUCAAUAGAAAACUGAAGCACAGUUAUCCCAAGUUUUCCCAUUUGCACUGGGCCGAAAUUACUCCAGGAUGUCAGUGUUCAAUAAAAAGUAUUUACAGGCGACACAAUCGUAAAUUCUGUAAAUAGUACUUGGCCCUUAAGUAGGCCUGAUUCUCAUUUCUGCUUAUGCUACACCCUGAUUGCUCAUGUAAUCAUUUUCAUACCAGGACACUGGACCAAACUCCUAAAUAAGCAACAUUGCAGGUCUGAAUCCAAAUGACCAUACUGCCCUAUGUCUAUCAUUCACGUUUCUUUUCCAAAUCGGAAACUAGAGUUUGAACUAUGCCUGUUUCUUAGAUAUGCUGCUGCCAAGGUUGUGCCACAAUCGACUAUUUAUGGAAUAAAUUUUUCACAAAAUC
Messenger RNA from Brienomyrus brachyistius, 3561 nucleotides. RefSeq names its product dual specificity protein phosphatase 26-like. Lineage: Eukaryota; Metazoa; Chordata; Actinopteri; Osteoglossiformes; Mormyridae. Gene Ontology annotation, cellular component: cytoplasm. Bases 1488 to 2045 code for a protein of 185 amino acids. The record is from RefSeq and is a predicted model, not a curated record. Gene Ontology annotation, molecular function: MAP kinase phosphatase activity; protein tyrosine/serine/threonine phosphatase activity. Gene Ontology annotation, biological process: protein dephosphorylation; negative regulation of MAPK cascade. The transcript is spliced from 3 exons.